Messenger RNA from Spodoptera littoralis (African cotton leafworm), 657 nucleotides. The record is from the annotation of a GenBank genome assembly. NCBI's taxonomy places the organism in Eukaryota, Metazoa, Arthropoda, Insecta, Lepidoptera, Noctuidae.
AUGGGACGUAAAGUAAAGUUGACUGCGUUUGCCGUAUUACUUUUGACGCAGAUGUUUUAUUUCUGCGAAUGCUAUUUAAGGGCAGGUGACCAGGGUGUUUGCUGGGAAGUCUUGACGACCUACGAUUGGUCCGAUCCUUCCUAUUCUUCGAUCAAACUCGAAAAGGAUGAAAGAGGAUCCCACUACACUACUCUAGCAUGCUGCAAGAACUAUGAGUACGAUGCAGAAUUUAAUCGAUGUCUUCCAAUAUGCAGUACUCCUUGCAUAAAUGGGACCUGUAUUGACGUGGACACCUGUAUUUGUGAUACCCCACUGAUCCUGGUAGGUGGCAGCUGUAUUAUGCCCACUUGCACGAACUGUGAGCAUGGAGACUGUACCGCACCAAACGUUUGCGAAUGCCACCCUGGCUACAUAAAAUCUGAAGGCAUCUGCAAAAAAUUCUGCGACAACCCAUGCAUCAGUGGAGAGUGCGUAGGAUACAAUAAAUGUAAAUGCCAUGACGGUUUCAUGCUAGACCCCAUUGAUCCCCUUAAAUGCAUCCUUUGUGAUAAUAACCAUGAACUAAAAUGUACUGUCACCUGCCGUCAUGGUUACUGCUCACCACCUACUGCUUGUUCCUGUGUGCCUAGGAAGAAGAGCUCGAUAUUUAAUUUUUAA